Messenger RNA from Argentina anserina (silverweed cinquefoil), 2560 nucleotides. Its product is annotated as vesicle-fusing ATPase-like. Bases 190 to 2367 code for a protein of 725 amino acids. The transcript has 2 exons. Gene Ontology annotation, cellular component: Golgi stack. Gene Ontology annotation, molecular function: ATP binding; ATP hydrolysis activity. The record is from RefSeq and is a predicted model, not a curated record. Gene Ontology annotation, biological process: intra-Golgi vesicle-mediated transport; SNARE complex disassembly; Golgi to plasma membrane protein transport. NCBI's taxonomy places the organism in Eukaryota, Viridiplantae, Streptophyta, Magnoliopsida, Rosales, Rosaceae.
GAACACCAACCCAGCCGGGAUUCCUAGCCCAACGCGGGAUGAUGAAAAACCUUAUAUAAACCCAACACCACACUAAAACCUACCCUCAAAUCCUAAUCCCAGUCCCAGUCUCUCUUUUCUUUUCUGAAAUUCUCAAAGAAGCUUGCCCAAUUCUCCGAACACCCUUCUUCGGCUCUUGUCCCAGCCACCAUGCAUAUGAUCGUAACCACCCCCGCCGGCGACUCCGCCUUCACCAAUCACGCCUACUGCUCGCCGUCCGAUCUUCCCUCCUUCGCGGUCCCUCAAUCCGACCGCUGCUAUGCCACCGUCGGCGGCAACUAUGUCCUUUCUGUCAGCCCCCAAGAGGGCUUAGAUAGCGGCCACAUUGCUUUGAAUGCGACCCAACAAACCCAAGCUGGGGUUUCUGCUGGUGACAAGGUUUCUGUCACAAGAUUUGUUCCGCCCGAGGAACAGUUUAAGUUGGCACUGCUUAAGAUUGAGAUAGAGUUGUUGGGAAAGAGAACCAAAACUCGACAGGUUGAUGCUGUUUUUCUCGACGAGUUGCUUAGAAACAAGUACAUGUACCAGGUUAUGACGGUUGGACAAAAAGUUUCAAUGAAGUCUGAUGGAGGUCGUGAAUAUGUUUUCACAAUCCAUCAAGCGGCAGUAGAGGGACAAGAAAAGGCUGAUGCUGAUCUUGAAAGAGGGAUGAUUUCAGCUGGGACAUACUUCAUCUUCGAGACACCUAGGGGUUCAAAUGGACUGAAGAUAAUAAAUCAACGUAAAGUUUUCACGCAGAAGGAACUUAAUCUUCAAAAACUUGGCAUUGGUGGAUUAAGUGCAGAGUUUGAAAGUAUAUUUCGAAGAGCUUUUGCCUCCCGUGUACUCCCUCAUCAUGUGGUAAAUAAAUUGGGGAUUAAACAUGUGAAGGGAAUGCUGCUUUAUGGACCAUCAGGUACCGGAAAAACUCUGGUGGCUCGUCAAAUAGGGAAAAUACUGAAUGGGAGAGAUCCAAAAAUUGUAAAUGGCCCUGAAGUGUUGGACUGUUAUGUUGGUGAAAGUGAGAAGAAUGUCAGGGGGCUAUUUGCUGAUGCUGAACAAGAUCAAUUAGUUCAUGGGGAUGAAAGUGAUUUACAUGUCAUAAUAUUUGAUGAAAUUGACGCUAUUUGUAAGAAAAGGACAGGUUCCGGCCGUGAUAGUUCACGCAUUCAUGAUAAUAUUGUGAACACAUUACUUACCAAGAUGGAUGGGGUGGAGCCUCUCAAUAAUAUUCUAAUUAUUGGAUUGACCAACAGAAAGGAGUUGCUGGAUGAAGCCCUUUUGAGACCUGGACGUCUGGAAGUUCAAAUUCAGAUAGGCCUUCCUGAUAAAAAAGGCCGCCUACAGAUUCUUCAAAUUCAUACAAACAAGAUAAAGGAGAACUCUUAUCUUGCUCCAGAUGUGAAUCUUCGAGAGCUUGCUACUCGUGCAGAAAACUAUAGUGGUGCAGAACUUGAAGGUGUUGUUAGAAGCGCUGUGUCAUUUGCUUUAAAUAGGCAACUGAGUCUGGACGAUCUUACGAAGCCAGUGGACGAGGAGAAUAUUAGAGUCACUAUGGAUGAUUUUAGAUGCGCACUUCAAGAAAUUAGACCUUCUUAUGGAGCCUCAGCGGAGGAGCUUGAACGAUGCCGAUUAAAUGGCAUUGUGAAUUGUGGUGAUCGACAUAGGCAUGCUUAUGACAGAGCUAUGCUACAUGUGGAGCAAGUUAGAUCAAGGGAAGGAAGUCCUCUUCUCAAAUGCCUUUUGGAAGGCCCUAGUGGCACUGGAAAAUCUGCCUUAGCAGCUACUGUUGGCAUUCACAGCCGAUUUCCAUUUGUCAGGAUCAUUUCUUCAGAGUCCAUGAUUGGUCUUCAUGACGAAAGGGCGAAAUGUGUUUACCUCGAAAACAUCUUUGAGGAAGCUUACAGGUCACAAUUGAGCAUCAUCAUCUUGGAUGACAUUGAGAGGUUGAUGGAGUUUAUUCCUAUUGGUCCAAGGUUUUCAACCAUGAUAUAUCAAACACUAUGGGGACUUCUGAAGCGCUUUCCUCCAAAGGGGAAUAAGCUUCUGGUGAUUGGAACAACUAGCGAAUUCGAAUACUUGGACUCGAUUCACUUUUGCAAGACAUUUUCUCACACUUACAAUGUUCCUACAUUAACUAGUGAGGAUGCAAAGAAGGUGCUAGAACAGGUAAAAGUUUUUGCUGACGAGGACAUAAAUGCGGCUGCUGAGGCCCUGAAUGAUAUGCCUAUCCAGAAGCUCUAUACGUUAAUUGAGACAGCAGGCCAAUGUGCCAAGCCUGUUUACUCUGGUAAUAAGAAAAUAAAUAUCACUGACUUCUGUAAUUGCCUUGGGGAUAUUGGGCGAUAGCAUUACAUGUAAACUUUUGUUCAUAGUUGUAUUCUGUAGCUUCCAAUACCUUAUUACAUUUUUUCAAGUAAACUUAAAAGGCCUCAUUAUUCUCCACUUGCAGCGAUCUUUUCGUAGGCGUUUGCCUCCGAUCCAAUCGGGGGAUCGAAUUGUUUUUUCGUGUUGUCAGAGCUGAACAAUGAAAAUAGAUGGC